AUGCUUUUGGACAGAUUGCGCCCAUCCUCAAAGCUUCCAAGGAAUACACGACGAAAUCCCUCAGACUCCGCAGUACUGUAUGAGGCUCAAAGCAGUACGAAUCAAAGUUGUAGGAACAAGAGAUUCCGUGUACCUCGGAAGAACCCCCAACAAGCAAGGAACAGUACUGCACAGGCUCGAGCAAUUCUAAAAUUUCAGACUCAGAUUUCAAUGGCCAGCCCUGCUAUAGCGCUGUCCUCUACGCCAAAUCCAAUCAUUGUAUCUGGAGAAGCUGGCCACGAGUUGCUUUCAACUGAGAAUGAUAUGAUUCUAUCCAGUUUAAUCACAAACGACAGAAAUGCACCAAAAUCGAGGAAAGGACGCAGUGACAGGGUAGCGACUUCCGUAUUGAGUGAUGACUCGUAUCUUCCCGUCAGCGAAGAGAGCGACAAACGAUGCAAACGCAAGAGAGGAGCGGACGGCGAUCUCUUCCAAAAGAGAGCAAAGGAAAAUCCGGCGGAGGACAUCCCACGGAUGGAAUCGAAUUUGAAGAGUCAAACAGAGCUUGCGGAGGCGAAGGCUAUCGACUCUGAAACUGAAACUAAACGUUUAGGUACUACCCACUUUGGGCCUCAUAAUAAGCAGGAGUCAACGACUUCUCUGGUUCUCUCUAACUUGGUCCAAAUUGACGACAUGGAUUGCGCCACUAGACAGGCCAGACUCAAAAUUCUGAUAACGAUCAUCGAACGAGGCGACGAAUUGACUGAAGUUGAGAAGGCACAAUUGGCUGAGUUAGAGGCCAAGGGAACUCGAGUUUAUGGCCGAGAUCUAUCAAGAAUAAACGUCGCAAAUAUGGAUAUUGGGAUGAGGAAGAACUGGCGGAACGUGUUGCGCAAGAAAGUCGAUCGAUAUAACGUUCUGAAUGAAGCAGAAAUGAAGCAAGUAAAGGAUUUUGGAAUGCUACUUUAUAUGAAAAGAGGAAAAUAA
Messenger RNA from Letharia lupina, 966 nucleotides. RefSeq lists its product as uncharacterized. The transcript has 2 exons. The record is from RefSeq and is a predicted model, not a curated record. Bases 1 to 966 code for a protein of 321 amino acids. NCBI's taxonomy places the organism in Eukaryota, Fungi, Ascomycota, Lecanoromycetes, Lecanorales, Parmeliaceae.